This is a messenger RNA of Fonsecaea erecta, 828 nucleotides long. RefSeq lists its product as hypothetical. The coding region runs from base 1 to 828 and encodes 275 amino acids. NCBI's taxonomy places the organism in Eukaryota, Fungi, Ascomycota, Eurotiomycetes, Chaetothyriales, Herpotrichiellaceae. The transcript is spliced from 2 exons. The record is from RefSeq and is a predicted model, not a curated record.
AUGAGUCCAACUACCAGCAUUGUCGUCUUCCCGGCCGCUCGUACCAAAUAUGCCAAAGAGAAAAUCCUCGCAGACCCCGAAGCAUCGUCGAAGGACCUCGGGAUCAGCAACGGCGGCGCUGCGUCAGUCCAUUUAAGAUCUACUCUCAUGUCUAAGAUAUCAGUUAAGCAGGGUUCAGCUAUCAGGAUAGUCACAGGAGACUACGUAUCAGCGCAAAAAAUACCCGACUUAUUUAUUAGAUGGACAAAGAGUAUGGGCGACAACAGAAUUCAUACGAUCAUCGAAGUGGGCCAGACUCAAUCUCUCCCAGAGCUCCGACGCCUCGCUCCGUUCUAUUUGAAUAAUAACGCUGAUGUUCAACGCGUUGUUCUGAUCAAAAUGACCGAAACGCCAACAUUCAAAUCUCCGGUAUCGACCGAAGUCUCUCAGGAAUUCCGAAGAGACGAGACAACCGGUGUGAUUUGGUGCGGUACCGCCAAGGUGAUCAGAGGCACCUCACAGUCUACCAAAGCUGAGAUUAGGUUCGUUCAAAGUCUUUCGGAGCUCAAUCCACAGGGUCCAGUACGUGAUACCUUGUACGGCCAUUCCUCACUGUGCCACCAAUAUGAUGUCGAUCAACAACCCAGCGACGUUCACGACUUCAUGCUCGUGCGCAGCCUGACCCCCAUGUCCUACGAUUUCACCAGCAGUCCCCUUACCGAGCUCAUGCCGACCACCUCGAGGACAGAGACGCAGUCCAUCAACGAGUCUCUCUCGUCGACCAUCUCGAAGAACGAGCCAGGAUUGCCGAUCCUCCUUUUGAGCAUGUUGACGUCCAAGCCUCUGUGA